Molecule: messenger RNA, 2677 nt
Organism: Papilio xuthus (Asian swallowtail)
Lineage: Eukaryota; Metazoa; Arthropoda; Insecta; Lepidoptera; Papilionidae
Gene: Nhe3
Product: Na[+]/H[+] hydrogen exchanger 3
Exons: 17
Coding region: 226-2265 (679 amino acids)
Biological process (GO): proton transmembrane transport; regulation of intracellular pH; potassium ion transmembrane transport
Cellular component (GO): plasma membrane; recycling endosome
Molecular function (GO): potassium:proton antiporter activity; sodium:proton antiporter activity
Source: RefSeq, a predicted model, not a curated record
UUGUCAUUGUUUAUUUGUCACAGGACAAAAUUUCAAUCGUUUCCAGUAUUUUCCUUAUGAGAUUUAAAUUAAAAACCUUUAAAACUGGUCCUUUGAGUAUAAAAUAUCAUCGCAAUUUGUGCUACAAAAAUUUCGCUACUUUCAGCUUGUAAUAUACCCCUACAACUACUUUAUGUUAUACAAGAUCGAUUUUUUGUGAUGUGAUUUUUAAAUAUUUUUUAAGUAAUGAAAAUGAAUUUUCUUCUUGGAAUAAGUCUUUAUAUCUGCCUUAUAGUAGGAUGUUACGCCUCAGGAGAAGAUAUAGCUCUCGAUGCCAAGGCCACAUUAUUACAUCGUAUAGAUAGUUUAAACCUACUUAUUUAUACUUGUCUUCUAACACUUACUGUACUCACUAUUUGGGUAUUUAAACAUCGCCGUGUGAGCUGGCUCCACGAAACUGGUCUCGCUGUUAUAUAUGGUCUCAUUGUUGGUGCAAUCAUUCGCUAUGGUGCCAGCACAAAUCAAGUUACCUACAUUGAUGCCAUGCCCGCUGCAGAUUCCACCUACAAUUUGUCUGUACCUCCAGAUAUGCUACGUUUUCAUUUUCCUAACAAGAUGGAAACAUCUGCAGAAGGUAUUACUGUGCCAAAUAAAACUUAUGCAUACAGCUUCAGAGGUGAGAUAGUGAAUGUGGCACAAAAUGAAAUUGAUUUGAAAGCAACAUUUGAUCCGGAGAUAUUUUUCAAUAUAAUUCUACCUCCUAUUAUAUUUCAUGCUGGAUACUGCCUAAAAAGGAAAUAUUUCUUCCGCAACCUGGGUGCGAUAUUAACGUUCGCUAUGGUGGGAACAGCACUCUCGGCGCUCGUUAUUGGCUCUCUAAUGUACGGUUGUGUGCAACUCAUGCCCAAGUCAUUAGCGGCAAGCUUCACCUUCCUGGAUACUUUGUACUUCGGAGCAUUGAUAUCACCCACCGACCCACUCACUGUGCUCGCUAUAUUCUCACAACUUAAGGUUGACGUUAAUUUAUAUGCAAUGAUAUUCGGAGAGAGUGUUCUUAACGACGCAGUGGCCCUAGUACUAAGCGGAGCCAUCCAGAAUUACGAGAAGAGAUACUCAAAUGACGGCGGCUUCGAGAUCACUGCCUUUCUCGGUGCAAUCGGAGACUUUAUUGGAAUAUUCAGUCUGUCUCUCCUCAUCGGUGCACUGAUGGGCUGCUUUACCGCAUUGAUGACAAAGUUCACUCACGUACGGGACUGGCCGCUGCUGGAGUCGGCGCUCUUCGUGCUCAUGUCUUACGCCGCCUUCCUCAUCGCUGAAGUCUGCGAGCUCACUGGUGUAGUGGCGGUGUUAUUCUGUGGCAUAUGUCAGGCGCACUAUACAUACAACAAUCUGUCUGCGGACUCGCGCAACCGCACCAAGCAACUCUUCGAGCUGCUCAACUUCCUCGCGGAGAACUUCAUCUUUACUUACAUCGGCGUCUCCAUGUUCACAUUCCCUAAACACCACUUCGAUCCUUGGUUUAUCAUCGCUGGAUUUAUAACAUCGACUCUGGGACGAGCAGUCAACAUCUACCCGCUAUCGUUUCUGUUGAACCUCGGCCGCAAGCCGCCCAUACCUAUGAACUUCCAACAUAUGCUGUUUUUCUCCGGUCUGCGUGGUGCGAUGUCUUUCGCCCUGGCAAUACGUAACACGGUAUCAGAGGCUCGACAGGCCAUGCUGACCACCACCUCCCUCAUCGUGAUCGCCACCGUGGUGCUGCAGGGCGGCGCCGCCACACACGCGCUCGCAUACCUCCGGAUACCCACCGGGCAAGGACAAAACGAUGAAAAUGAGGCACUACCCUACCGUGAUGUAAGAAGCUGGGACACGAAUAGUGAUCUGUACCAGGCCACGGACACUGGCGGACCGAAUGGCAGCAUGGUAGUUAAGUGGGGCAAAGGAGACAGUGGAGUGAUAAUGCCUUGGCAACUAAAUAGACUCGCAGAGACGCCGCGCAGCGAGGGCGGGGAGAAGGCUCGGCUGGCGCGGCUGUGGGGCGCUGUGGACUCCAAGCUGCUUAAGCCGCUGUUGACGCACGCGCGGCCUCCGCUCACAGACACGCUGCCGGCGUUCUUCAGGCCCAUCGCCCGAGUGUUGACUACAACGCGCCAGUACACGCAAGGAGAGAAUAACCUGCAUAGAACUGACUCUGACUCGGACCUGUGCAUCGACGAGCCGCAGCCGGUGCCCGCCAGCAUCGACCCUCAGCUAUCUUAUAAUGUACGGAAUGGAUUCGGGAAUGUCUAAGCUUUUUAGCGAUAUAUCCCACGGCUGUGAUUUAAAAAAGGUUAAAUAGCAACAUUGUUUUAAUAGGAAAAAUUAUUUAUUUUUAAAAUGCACGCAGCAAUUAUGGCCCGGACUUGUGGACACUCGGAUCUCUGUUGAAGGUAUUACCGGCAGUAAUAUAUAAAUAUGAUGAUUUUACGUGAGAUGUGUCCGAUAUCCUCGAUACCACUACCCAGAGAAUGUUUGAACAUGUAUUUUCCUAAACAUAAACUAGACAAUUUAGUUAUAAUUUUAUUUAUUACAUCCAUUAUGUAUGCCAUCCAUAAAAUAAUAUUUGCAGUUAUAAGACGUUGAUCGAAGUUGUAAGAGCAAAAAAUCUAGGUAGUUUAAUUUAUGAAAAGUACGAAACGAAUAUUCUUUUUUGUAGAGUAUA